Penicillium verhagenii is the source of this 831-nucleotide messenger RNA. RefSeq names its product ubiquitin-conjugating enzyme E2. The record is from RefSeq and is a predicted model, not a curated record. The transcript is spliced from 3 exons. NCBI's taxonomy places the organism in Eukaryota, Fungi, Ascomycota, Eurotiomycetes, Eurotiales, Aspergillaceae. The coding region runs from base 1 to 831 and encodes 276 amino acids.
AUGGCGACCAAGGCGGCUUUAAAACGGCUUACUCGAGAAUACCAAAGUAUCCAAAAGAACCCUCCUCCGUUUAUCAUUGCCCACCCAUCUGAAAGCAAUAUUCUCGAAUGGCACUAUAUUCUCACAGGCCCUCCUGGAACUCCAUAUGAAAAUGGACAAUACUGGGGUACACUUAUGUUUCCUCCAGAGUAUCCCUUUGCGCCCCCCGCCAUUCGCAUGCACACGCCCAGUGGUCGCUUCCAGCCAUCCACUCGUCUCUGCCUGAGUAUUAGCGACUUCCACCCCAAGUCUUUCAACCCUGCCUGGGAAGUUUCGACCAUCUUAAUCGGACUAUUAUCUUUUAUGACUAGCGAAGAGAUGACUACGGGAAGUGUUAGCGCAUCGGAAGCGGAGCGUCGAGUGUUUGCCGUUCGGUCGAGAUGGUGGAACUCAACUGGUGGCGGUUCACACCUUAACGCCACCCCGGGUGUGACCCGAACAGCCAAGGGAAUAAAUAACGUUAAGGCGGGGGAUGGAGGCCUCAAGUUCAAAACCGAGUGGCCUGAGUUGGACCAGGAAAAUUGGGCCUGGAUGAAGGAACAUCGUAUCGAUACCAACACCGGUCAGAUUCUCCCAGACCCGAACGCUCCCACCAAUUGUUCUCCGGAGACCAAUGCCCUACGUCGACGUCCCAAUGGAAGUGCCCCAGGGAUUGGAGCGAUCGUGGAGGAAGGUCAUGUGGCUCGGGAAGCCGGUCAGGGAUGGGCACGACGCAACCGUAUUUGGAUCGGAUUAGCGGUGCUUUUCGGCUAUGCAUUAAUCUCCAGACUCAUGGCUGACAUGGCGGCAUAA